AUUUGCACAUUUGCCAACACAGUUCGAAGAUAAGAAUUUAAUUAAAACUUAGAAACUAUGAAAACAGAUUAUUUUAUUAAUUAAUAGAAAUACUGGGAUUUACUAAUUAAUCAUCAUGAAUAGCCUGACAUUAACUUUAAUAGUGCAGGUCACAUUCUGCUUAUUGGGAGUUGCGUUUGCCAACCGAGACUUUUACAAAAUUCUUAAUGUACGUAAGUCGGCAUCUACCAAUGAAAUAAAGAAGGCGUACAGAAAUUUGGCGAAAGAGUUGCAUCCAGACAAAAAUAAAGAUGAUCCGUUAGCAUCGGAAAAGUUCCAAGACUUGGGAGCCGCCUACGAAGUGCUUUCCGACCCUGACAAACGAAAAACGUAUGAUCGCUGUGGCGAAGAAUGCUUGAAGAAGGAUGGCAUGAUGGAUCAUGGAGCUGAUCCAUUUGCCAGCUUUUUCGGCGAUUUCGGCUUUCACUUUGGCAACGGCGAUCCUCACGAACAUCAAGCAGCUCGAGGGGCUAAUAUUGUGAUGAAUCUCUAUGUUACUUUGGAAGAGUUGUAUUCAGGUAACUUUGUAGAAAUUGUGCGAAACAAACCGGUUUUAAAACCGGCAUCCGGCACACGCAAGUGCAACUGCCGGCAAGAGAUGGUAACUCGCAACUUAGGACCCGGUCGUUUCCAAAUGAUACAGCAAACGGUCUGUGAUGAAUGCCCGAACGUGAAACUUGUGAACGAGGAACGUACACUAGAAGUUGAAGUCGAAGCAGGAAUGGUGGAUGGCCAAGAAACAAAAUUUGUUGCUGAAGGCGAACCUCACAUGGAUGGGGAGCCGGGUGAUCUCAUAAUUAAGGUGCUGCAAACACCACACGAGCGAUUCCAGCGCAAAGGUGAUGAUUUGUACACAAACGUCACAAUAAGUUUACAAGAUGCGCUUAUUGGUUUUACUAUGAACAUUACGCAUUUGGAUGGACACGCAGUAAGCAUUACGCGCGAAAAAAUAACCUGGCCGGGGGCACGGAUACGUAAGAAGGGCGAAGGAAUGCCAAAUUAUGAAAACAAUAAUUUGCAAGGCAAUUUAUACAUAACGUUCGAUGUGGAGUUCCCUAAAAAGAACUUGGAUGAUGCAGAAAAAGAAGAUCUUAAAAAAAUACUUGAUCAAACCUCCAUUAAUCGGAUUUAUAAUGGGUUGUGAGGAUUCAUCUAUGACUGUCUGCAUUUGUGAAUAGCGGGGUAUUUAUAAUUUUUAGUUUUAAAAAAAUGCUUGCUUUUGGCAUAGAAUAUUGUAAUAUUUAAAUUGUAACAUAUUCUUUGAACUUUAUCAUUAAGUUAAUUUAAAAAACAGGUCAGUAGUUACACUUUAAUGAAUGAAACUAAAUUCUAAGUUAUUACGAAAUACCAAAUGAUGCUAGUAACGUAAAAACAAAAUACUCUGUAGUUGUUCCUUUAAUAAAUUGGAGCUGAACGGCAAGUUGAAAUUAAUGCGAUGCAAUAAAAUGUAUCUACACGUUUUUCUAAAGAGGAAAACAAAUGAA
Molecule: messenger RNA, 1523 nt
Organism: Anastrepha obliqua
Lineage: Eukaryota; Metazoa; Arthropoda; Insecta; Diptera; Tephritidae
Gene: shv
Product: dnaJ homolog shv
Exons: 3
Coding region: 116-1183 (355 amino acids)
Biological process (GO): protein folding; protein maturation
Cellular component (GO): endoplasmic reticulum
Molecular function (GO): misfolded protein binding
Source: RefSeq, a predicted model, not a curated record